This is a messenger RNA of Zymoseptoria tritici IPO323, 1567 nucleotides long. RefSeq lists its product as uncharacterized. The coding region runs from base 80 to 1567 and encodes 495 amino acids. NCBI's taxonomy places the organism in Eukaryota, Fungi, Ascomycota, Dothideomycetes, Mycosphaerellales, Mycosphaerellaceae. The transcript has 2 exons. Gene Ontology annotation, molecular function: flavin adenine dinucleotide binding; N,N-dimethylaniline monooxygenase activity; NADP binding. The record is from RefSeq and is a predicted model, not a curated record.
CGUAUCCCUUGCAGAAUCCUACACUACACUACUCUGGGCCACCACAUCCUUCUCCACAUCUCCUCGACAUCCACAGACCAUGGCGUGGCAAGCCCCCGAGGGCGAGAACGCCUACGACAUUGUCGUCGUCGGCGCUGGUAUCGCCGGCAUCAAUUUCGGUUACCGUCUGCAGGAGCGUCUGCCCAACCUCACAUAUACCAUCCUGGAGGGGCGGCAUGAGCUCGGCGGAACCUGGAGUCUGUUCAAGUACCCCGGCAUCCGCUCCGACUCGGACCUCUUCACAUUCGGCUUCCCAUGGCGCCCAUGGCACGAGGACUCCUCCAUCGCCCACGGUGGAAGCAUCCACAAGUACAUGAAGGAGUCGGCCGCCGAGUAUGGCAUUGACAAGAAAAUCCAAUACAACACCAUGGUCGAAAACGCCGACUACUCCUCCGAGUCCAACUCGUGGACCCUCCAGACCAAGGUCAACGGCGAGAAGAACAAGACAUUCAAGGCGCGAUGGAUCAUGAUGUGCACGGGAUACUACGACUACCACAACCCCAUGCAAGUCGACAUCCCCGGCAUCAACAACUUCAAGGGUCAAGUCAUCCACCCCCAAUUCUGGCCCGAAGACCUCGACUACGCCGACAAGGAAGUCGUCAUCAUCGGCUCCGGCGCCACCGCCGUCACCGUCCUCCCCGUCAUGGCGGAAAAGGCCAAGCACGUCACCAUGCUGCAGCGCUCUCCCACCUACAUCCUCGCCGCCCCGACCGAGGACAAACUCGAAAAAUUCAUCCGUCGCUGGUUCUCCUGGGCACCCAACUUCCAAGACCGCGUCUUCCGCCUCAAAUGGAUCCUCGCUCCCAUGCUCAUGACCACCUUCUCCGCCUGGUUCCCCGAACGCGCCAAGGCGAUGAUGCUCAAACUCACCAAAGCCCAGCUCCCCGCCAGCGUGCCCCUCGACCCCCACUUCACCCCCUCCUACUAUCCCUGGGAACAACGCCUGUGUGUCUGCCCCAACGGCGACUUUUACAAAUCCCUCCGCCAAGGCAAAUCCUCCGUCGCCACCGGCCACAUUGAAAACAUCGACGAGAAAACCAUCCACCUCAAAAACGGCCAGGAACUCUCCCCGGACAUCAUCAUCACCGCGACGGGGUUGAAACUCAAAUUCGGCGGCGGCAUGAAAGUGACGGUCAACGGGAAACCCUUCCACAUCCCCGACAAGUUCACCUGGAAGGGCGUCAUGAUCGAGGACCUCCCCAACGCGGCGUUCGUCGUGGGGUACGUCGACGCGAGCUGGACUUUGGGCGCCGACGCCACGGCGCAGAUGAUGACGCGUAUGAUCACGAGGAUGAAGAAGGAGGGUGUGGUCGAGGUCACUCCUCAUCAAUCCGCCAAGGAGAAGAAGGAGAUGAAGGAGUCGAGUCUGCUGCGUCUCAAUUCGACAUAUGUCAAGAAGGGGAUGAGCGAGCUGCCGAAGAGUGGUGAUCGUGGCCAGUGGACGCCGAGAUCAUACUACUUCAAGGAUAUCAUAAUGGCGUGGUUUGGCGACAUUAAGACGGGUACGGAGUGGGUGAGGGGUGUUUAA